UCCGACCCUCCUCCGAAGUAGACAUGUGCCGAUCUGAGGGUAGCGUUCUGAGUUCCGCCACUGUACUGCCUGCAGACAUGCCUUCACAUCAGCUGAUUAAGCCUAUGAAGCCUCGUUUGCCUCGAAAGCUGGCAAACUCUGCACGGAUCAACCUCAACAAGUACUGGCAUGCCUUGGAGGAGUUGAUUCCGGUUUCUCGAAAAGUCUUUGACGAAUCGGACUGCAAUGCCAUCAACGAGAAUAUUGACAACGAACACAGACUGGCAGCGAUGCAGCUCUCUGACUCGCAGACACCCAGCGAGGAUGGCAAUGGGAAAGGUUCCUCAGCAAAACCUUCUGCAUUGACAACCAAUACUCAAAAUGGUAAGACAUCAUCAACUUCUUCCUUUCACGGGGCGACUCCAGAGCCUUUUUCGCUUAUGCCAGAGUUUCCUCCCUUCCGCAAGACUGCAGUUGCUCCAUCUCUUCAAAUGACAAUGGAUAUUCCUUUUGACGAGAACACACCUCCAACUUCUGCGUUUAUUGGAACCUCCUCCAGAUGAUCUCAAUGUUUACAUAUGCUCUCUUAAAAGUGAGCCUUCUCUUAGUUUUGUUAAGUUAGAAUAGUUCCAAGGUACUCUCCAUGUACUGAAAAGGCCGCCAUGUGUGAAUAGAAAGAGAAUCUAUGUGCCAAUUUAACUGUGAUUUAAUCGUUUGUGUGUCUUGUAAAUAUUUUAUUUUGAUUUUUAUGAUGUAACUAGGUAAAAUAUUUGUUCCAACAAUUAUGUUUAGUUAUAAUAAUAAUAAUUUUAUUGCUCCACAUGGUUAACAAAUGAGUAUUGAUUUGAUUUAGCUCUGUUUUCGGUUUACUAGUAGAUAUUUGAUUUAUUCCAUCAUAUUAUGGGACAUAACAGUUGGAAUUCUUCAGAUUAAACAGAAUACUAAAAAAUAACGAGCAUUAAUUUGGAAAUACAGGGUUACUAAUAGAUUAAAGUUUUUUUAACUUUCUUAAUGUUCACAUUGUCAUAUGAUCACUUGUUAUUAAUGUACACACCAUAAUAUGUAUAGUAUAAUUUUUAGUCUUCAAUAAACAAAUAAUAUUAUUCUUUUAACUAGUAUUAGUCCUAGUAUGAUGUAAUUAUAAGAUGAAAUAAUUAGGAUUUUAUAUAAUGUUUCCUCUAUACAGUUUCUUAUUCUUAGCUAUGUAGGAUAUUGUAAAAAUCAAUAAUCUCAAAUCAAUAGUUUAUUAUUACAUGUAUUUUUUAUGUUAAGAUAUUAUAUAAAAUGUUGAACAAACAUAUCAUAGAGUUAAGGCCAAAUGUCUUUCAUAGAUUUUAGGAAAAUAAUACAUUUUUUAAGGGUCCGUAUAUAAUAAAAACUAUCCUUCAUUUCUGGUAGUCUGUUAAAUUCAACAUUUGAUAUUAAUACUAUAAACGCCUUCAGAAUACAAUAUAUUUUAGAAAAUUAUGAAAUUUAUAUUUUUAUUGUAAUUAAUUUUUGUUCAGCCAAUGAUUUAAAAAAGAAAAAUGAUUCAUGAUAAUGUAUUUGUACAAGAAAUCUUGAAACUUUCAUUGCCAUAGAAAAAAACAUUUAAAUUGCAUUUAAUGUUUUUAGUUUACGGACCCUUACUUUUUAGUUGACAAUGUAUUGUUUGUACAUAACUAUUUUAUAUUAAAUUAUAUUAACUCUUUGUAUCUCAUUAAGACUGAAUUUAGUUAAGAUAUAUAUAGUAUAUAAAUGGUAUAGUAAGGUACAGGAAGUGAAUAAAUUAAGUGUUUUAAUGCUCAAGGCAGGCAGCUAAAACUUUUAUUUUACAUUCAAGAUUAUUCGUCUUCACAGCCUAUACAACUAAUAAUUCUGUGAAUUAUUGUUCUAUAAUGUGUUUACACAAAAUCCCCAAAAUUCUUUUCUAGUAAAAGUAAAAUUUAAAUAAUAAUUUAACUUAACCUCAUCAAGGGAAAAUAUUUAAUGUAAGUGAUUAAUAAAUUAAACAUUAUUUAUCUUGUUGAGUCAAGAAAACUGACAAAAAUACACAGUCAAUGUCUUCACUGGAAUCAAAAAUGCCUUGACAUUGUUUAAUGCUGGUGUUUAAUGUUUUAGAUAUUUUGGUACCAUUGAAGAUAUGGUUAAAAACAUGAAAAAUAACAGUAAUCAACAGUAGAGAAAGCUAAAAUAUUUUGUAUUACAAUUCAAGAUUCCUACAUAGUAUAUAUGUAAAAUAGACAGUUAUGUAACAAUAAGUAAACUAGAUUUUUGUUAGUAUUCCACAGUCGUGUACAAAUGAAUAAUUCAGUGCUAUAGUUAAACAUAUUUCUUAUAUAUUGUGAGGGGUAUAAAGUAUAUUAUUAUUAUGUCUGAUUAAUAUUGCUAAGGAAUUAUUAAUUGUGUAAAUGUCCUUCUUUUCUUGUCCAUUUAAUAUCAUGUUAUGUUUUUUGUACUUUUACUUAUAUCAUUGAUUUACAUCCUUAGCAAAUUGACAUAUAGUUAAACUGUGAUAUUUUAUUAGUUUCUUGUUUGUUAGUUUUAAAUAAUCCUUAGUCUUCCAAUUUUAGAAUAAUUGAAAAUGUAGAGGUUAUGACGUAAUGUAGUGAUGUUAUUGUUUCACCUUAAUGUGAAAAUAACUAACAUAAAUUGGUAAAGAGCUUUACUUGAAUAAUUGUAAUAAUUCAUUGGUUUAGACCAAUAAAAUAGUUUUAAGACUAUAGGCUAAUAUUUUAAAGAAUGU
Messenger RNA from Homalodisca vitripennis (glassy-winged sharpshooter), 2704 nucleotides. RefSeq lists its product as uncharacterized. The record is from RefSeq and is a predicted model, not a curated record. The transcript is spliced from 2 exons. Lineage: Eukaryota; Metazoa; Arthropoda; Insecta; Hemiptera; Cicadellidae. Bases 24 to 542 code for a protein of 172 amino acids.